GGCGGAGGGAGGCCGGGGGGCAGCGGGGAGGCGUGCGGGUGUGGAGAGAAACGAGCUCCUCCUGGCUGGACCCGCGGGGGCUGCAGGGACCCGCAGCAGGCGGGGGUGUCCCUCACGGCCUGGUGUCGGUCACGGGCUGCGACACGGUCCUGCGCGGGCUUUCUUGGCAGCCCCCGGGGCGAGAGGCCUGUGGAGCUUCGGGGACGUGGGGAGUGACAUUUCCCGAGCAGCGGAGCCGCAGGCGGGGUAGCCGUCCGCUCCGAGUCCGUCCUCUCCUCCUGCUCCAAGCUGCCCUGCGGUCCUGGAACGGACACUUGAAUCAGCCGUUUUCUGACGGGCUGGCAUUCCGGGAGCAAGAAGGAUGUCGUUGAAGCCAUUUACCUCUCCGUUGCCUGAAACAAGGUUUCUUCGUGCGGGCAGGCUGGUGUACAAGUUUAAAAUCCGGUACGGCAACUUCAACAGCGCUCCUGAUCUCGACAACACUGCAAGUGCUGCCAAGGAGUUAGAGGAAGCGAUUCGAGUCAUCCUUGGAAACCUUGAUGAUUUACAUCCGUUUUCUACAGACCACUUCACUAUCUUUCCGUAUUUGAGUAAAUGGGAGAGAGUAUCGAAGAUGAGAUUCAAACAUGGGAAGGUCCAUCUUGUGCCUUAUCCCUACAUUUGCACUGUGUAUCUAGAACUCAACUCAUUUCAGCAAAAUGUAUCUUGUGGUGAAGAAGUAAACAAGGGCAGCGAUGAGCUUGUCAAGAGAAGAAAGGAAGUGUCAGAAAGUCCUGCAGUGGAAGGAAGGGUGAAGAGGAGAAGAGUGGAAGUCGGAGCAGAGACCUCAUGCCCACAGUCGGGUAUGGACAGAACUGGAGCCGAGUGCGUUCACCAUAGGAGUAAAGCAAAGCCUGGAUUUGAAACGAAUUCCUCCAAAGAAAAGGAGCGUGAGUUUAGUCCAGCAUCCCUUACCGCGGGCUGUAACCAAGUGGGUUUCUGGGGACCUGUGGAAUCUCACCUUGAACAAAGAGCAGCAGCCGGUCAGGCUGAGGGUGCAGUGCAGCUACUGCAGCAAACGGACCAAAUGGUGAACAAAGGAAACGUGGAGUCCGAAGGAAGAGGUCUCUCAAAGUUCUGGAGAAGCAUAAUCUUUUCGCCACUACAGCAUCUUUUUGGUGGAAAGAACUGACCUGGAAGUACUAAUAGUUGUGGAAAGGUAAACUUGGAGCAUGAAGGUCGGGUUGUAUUGCUUCUUUUGUAAUUCAGCCUUUCACAUUGCUUGUCUCAGCUAUUAAAUGCUUUAAAUGAAAUUCCACUUUGUUUACGUUUUCAAAUUAACAUGCUGAAGAUGUUGGGCUAGAAUGUCUUUUUCUUCACAACCUAGAGGUUUUGGAAAAAGAGCAACAAGCUUUAAGAUUUUGAUCCUUGAGUGUCCUAAAUCGGGAAGUUUACAUUUAAAAAUCACUCAGUGAGAUUCUCAUAAAACAAGCAUCAACUUGGAACCGCGUGUUAUUUUCAUCAGUCUUACCCUGGCAGCAAACACUCUUUCCCUGCAAGAAGAAGUAGAGGUUU
Gymnogyps californianus (California condor) is the source of this 1554-nucleotide messenger RNA. Its product is annotated as membrane-anchored junction protein-like. Gene Ontology annotation, cellular component: nuclear inner membrane. Lineage: Eukaryota; Metazoa; Chordata; Aves; Accipitriformes; Cathartidae. Gene Ontology annotation, molecular function: DNA binding. Gene Ontology annotation, biological process: homologous chromosome pairing at meiosis; meiotic attachment of telomere to nuclear envelope. The transcript is spliced from 11 exons. The record is from RefSeq and is a predicted model, not a curated record. The coding region runs from base 362 to 1171 and encodes 269 amino acids.